Messenger RNA from Durusdinium trenchii, 1566 nucleotides. The record is from the annotation of a GenBank genome assembly. NCBI's taxonomy places the organism in Eukaryota, Dinophyceae, Suessiales, Symbiodiniaceae.
CGCCUGUCACCCAAUAUCGGCCAAAACCGAUGAUCGCCCGACCCAUGGCGCUGACCCCUGCGACGCCCCUUUCGCGGCAGGCUUUGCGGCCUGACCACGGCCGGAGCAUCCAUGCAGGGAGCAGCUGUUGGCGUGGCAGCGCGUAUACCGAUCCUGGAUUUCUUAGAGCUCCUGGCCAUGCAGCAGGCCACACCUUUGCCACGUCCGUCGUUGCGGCUGCGAUGGCUCGGGCACGACACCGACACCGGCGGGUCAAAGCGCAGCCGGUGAGCGCGGAAGGCGCUGCAACUACUACGACUUCACACCGGAGAUACUUCCACUUCAUUUUGCUCUCCACCGCCGUGCGGAGCUUCGAAGCGGGCGUGGUGGCCUCGAUGAUGCCCUCCAUCCGUCAAGGCCUGCAGCUCAGCUACACCAGCCAGGGUAACGUCGCCGGGUCCCCGGAUUACGGCAUUGUGCCCAGCGGUUUGUUGGCGAUGGCCAUCUUCAAACGCUUCUCGCCCUUCGUAGUCCUCACCUCCGGCUACUUCAUCAUUUCAGCUGUCUCUGUGUGCUGCGCGCUGCUGCCCAGCUUGCCUACGCUGGUCGCGGCGCGUGCCAUCGGCGGUUUGUGCUGGGGCCUGGCAGCGGUUCACUAUCCCACCUGGGUGAACAGGUACGGUCCUGCCGAGCAGCGAACCCUUUGGAUGGCGGGCAUCAAUGCCAUGCUGUUGACGGGCAUUGUGAGUGGCUAUGUCUUAGGUGGCCUGGCCCGUGCGACUGGCGCAGCACGCUGGGAGAGCUUGUAUUUGCUGGAAGCACUGCUGAUGUUCUCUUGCGCUUUGCUGGGCAGUCGCUUUGAGCCUUCAGUAGUGCAGGUGGAGCCAGCUCCAGCUUCGAAGGCAGAGAAGUCUGACGUCACAGGUGAGAGGAGCUUUUUUCCCAAAGAGCUGGUCGCCUUGGGACGUUCAGGGCUUUUCCUUUCCACCUUGGCUGCGGGUUGCUUCCAAUCCGGCGCUGUGGGCUUCAUGUUAUACUUCAUUACUCAAGCGUUGGCAGCGAUCUUCCACUGGUCACCACGCAUCAUUUACAUUUGUGUGAGCUUGGUGAUCACAGUGGGUCCGAUCGGUGGCAUCGUCCUGGGAGCUGCCUACCUCAACCGUGCUGGAGGCUAUCAGAACUACCGACGGGCACAUCAGAUGAGCGCUACAUGUGCGAUUCUCAGUCUCCUAUGCGGCUGCUGCAUGCUGGCAGGCGGCUCGCCCUGGAUUUAUGGCCUCGCCAACUUGGGGCUGUUGCUCUUUGGCGCAGCCCCCACAGCAGCCAUCAAUGGUAUCGCUGUGUCUUGUGUGCCGGAAGCCAAACACUUCGCCAGCGCCACCCAGUUUGCUGCGCAGAACUUGGCCAAGCUGUUGAUCCCCUUGGUCGGCGGCAUUGUCAUCGACCAUUUGGGGCUUGUCAGAGGCUAUCAUGUGGUGACUGUGGGAGCGCUGCUGUGCUAUGCAGUGUCCUCGUUGAUCGCAUUCUUCCAGGCGAAAGCAAGAGAAGAGAUGGCCACUGCUGCCUAGCGAUUGCUUUGAGGUCGAA